AUGAGUCAGUUGUUGGGUCGUCAGGACUGUAUCGAUAGUCUCCGGAAAGACCUCGUCGACCUUCAAGGUGCGAUUCUGGACGUGUUUUCAAGAACCGGACCGGUCCCCUUUUCCUCCUGGAAGUUCCCUGAUAAGCUGUCAUGUAAUCUGGACAUGGUAGCUUUACUGGAGCAAUAUGACUUUGUGGAUGGGGAGGAUGCAUUCAAUCAGCACUCCCACAUUGUGUUGUUGGAGUUGGUGAUUGACAGACUGCUGCUUCUUCUACAAAGCUUCAAUGCUUAUGUUGAGCAAAGUAGGUGCAGCCACAGGAGAGAACAAACCCCGCAGAAAAGAUGCCUGUCAGUUGGUCUUGUAGUCAGAAACUACUGGAGUAAUUUAGUUCAGUUUGCCAACCUCAAGGAGACCUACAAAGACAUCAAGAAACAGACAAAAGCAAAGACAUUUGACUGUGAUGAAACGGAGACAGAGUCAUCAUUGUCCUCCCAGAAUAGCACAAGCACACAUUGCUUAUCUGCUCAGUCUUCAACAAGCUCCUUUAAGUUUUUGCCACACAAUCAUGCACCCUCCAGUGCUACCCACAAUGCCCUGUGCAAUCCUAAAAUUGACAGCCACAACGUUGGCUGCCAGACUUUUGAAUCAUCCCUUGUUCCCUGCGAUGCAUGUCACCAAGCACAGUCCACUGUGAGAAAAACAGGACAUGCUUUGGUGGAACUGCUCCAGAGUGAGAGCCUGCCUUCAUCUCUGCAGCCACUCUUAGUAGCUGUGGAGGAGACCCUGGAGCUGGGACACAUGACAGCAGGCGACGUGACCCAGUGGGCCAAUGAGCAGGUCAGAGACAUGCGCCGGCUGGCAAAACAUCUUCAGGAUGUGCGGGGUACCGUGCAGCCUCUGAAAGACAGACUAGAGGCAGCAGAGGCAGAACGGGGCAGAUUCAAGUCUCAGCUGGAAAGAACACAGAAAGAGUUCAAGCAAGAAAUGGAAAAACAGCAAGCGAACACAGUCCAGCUGGAGUUCUCACUGCAGAAAGCACAGAGAUCUGUCAAAGAAACAGAGCAAAGGCUACAAGAGGAGCAACAACAACUCAAGAGAGAGAUGUUGUGCUUGGAGGAGAGUAAUUCCAGACUGAAAGAGAAAGUAGCAGCACAGCAAGAUGCAUUACAGGCACUUGACUGUGAAAAGAAUGUGCUACAAGAGAAAGUGAGGACCUUGCACAUAGAACAAGAGACCUGUUGUAAACUACAGCAAAGGAUCCAGCACUUGGAGAUUCAGAUCUCUGAAACUCAACUCCAUCUCCACAAAGAGAGCGCCAAAUACCACAGUGCCUGUCGUCAGCAAGAGUCAAUGCAGGCAAAGCAAAAAUCUUUGUUAGAGAGAGUUGACACUCUGGAUGAAGAGUGUGAAGAGCUGCAGAGGCAGUUGGGAGAGAGGGAGGAGAGACAGAUCGACCUUCACAGUCAGCUGCAGCAGAUAUCAGAGGAGAAGGAACAAAUGCAGGUGCAGCUCACUCAACAGCAGGACCUGUGUUUGGAGCUCCAAAAGGAGAAGCAGACACUAGAGAUGCACGUAGGCGAGCUGAAGAACAGCGUGGCUGAGCUGAAGGAACACGUGCGAGCUUUAGAGGAGAGGGAGAGGCUGUUGGUGGCUUUCCCAGAGCUCAGCCCUCUUGCUCAUACACAACCACAGAGUACGGGAAAUGUGCUUUUGGAUAUGGAGCAACAGCUGCAGGCAAAUAUCAUUCGUAUAAAAAUUCUGGAGCAGGAAAACACUACCCUGCACACCAGCCUUGUGAAACUGAGGGAAAGAGCACAAAAUAAUGCCACUGGGGAAGCCUCACCUCAGCAGGCAUGGAGCCUCUCUCCGCCCAGCACACCAGUAGAAAUGCAGACAAGUCAGUUGCAGAGCUGCAGUGCAACAGGGCUGGGCUACAGUCACAGAGGAAGGGGAGGAAAACGAGGGGAAAGUGGUCUGAAGUCAGCUGGGUCAGGGGAUCAUGUGUCCCCUGCUGUUGCCUCCCCCCUGUCCCUGCAAUAUCACCUUCAAACCCUCCACCUCAACACAGGCUCCAAUGCUGCUAAAACCUAUACAAAAACACGCAGUGGUUCUCCCCUCUCUCACUCCAGAAGCUUAAAUCAGAGGAAAAAAUUAAACUGAAUGCGUAAAUGCAAGAUGCUUUUGCAGUUGGAGAGAGAAAGAACACAGCAUUGUAGAAGGAUAUCUGGCAACAUUAUGACGUCUUAUUGUAAAUUAUACCACACCCACUUUUUGUAGUUUUACACUGUCACUGUUUACACUUAUUACAGUGGAAUACCACUGUUACCACUACAUUCUCAUUGAUUUCAAUAUAAUAA
This is a messenger RNA of Epinephelus moara (kelp grouper), 2348 nucleotides long. It is a transcript of the gene ccdc157, whose product is annotated as coiled-coil domain containing 157. The transcript has 10 exons. Bases 1 to 2151 code for a protein of 716 amino acids. The record is from RefSeq and is a predicted model, not a curated record. Lineage: Eukaryota; Metazoa; Chordata; Actinopteri; Perciformes; Serranidae.